AUGGACGGACAGGACCAUCCGCCGACUCCCGCCCCGGCGCAACAGGACACCACGUGGAUGUACUGCGCGGUUGACGAGCUCCUACAGGCGCUCCAGGGCGCCGGACCAAGCCAGCCGCGUCCCGGCGGCAUUCUCGCCGGCCCCUUUCGACCACGGGCUCUACCCGUCGACGUCACCAUCGACGCCGACAACAUAGAGGAGGCGAACUUCGGCAACCACGCCGGGCCCCGUCGGCCCUCUACCGAGAGGAUGCCACCAUUGGCGCCUCUGCACACCAGCCCCAGCGGGCCACGAGCACUCUCUCUGGAAGUCGCCCACCACCGUGGCGAUGACGAGGAGGGGGUGAACACGGAUGACCACGCCGCACGGCCAUCAUCUUCGAGGGGAGUGCCACCCCUGGUACCCCUGCUCGCCGGCCUCAUUGGGCCCCGACGGGCCCCUCUGGAAGUCGUCCCCCGCGACGAUGACGAGGAGGAGGCCCACCAGCACGACGACGCUGGACCCCACCCAGCACCCUUAAGGGGCAUGCCGCUUCAGGCACCCCUGCGCGCCGGCCACAUAGGGCCGCAGCCACCCUCUCCGGAAGUUGCCUUUCCUAACGGCAAUGACGAGGAGGAGGUGCCACCAGACCACCGCUUCGGACCCCUGCGGGUCAACCUCACGCCGCCCCAACGACGCGAAGCUCCAUCCGGAGACCCCACACCCGCCGUCGACGCCGAAGACGCCUGGAACCAGGCCGUCUCCCUGUCGGACGAUUGGGUCAACUUCGACCGCCUGGUAGAGGACACACUGGGCGACCUCUUCAACAGCCCACCGCACGCGGAGCCGCCGGCAACAGGCGCUCUCGGCCCUCUAGGCGCAAGGUACGACCCCGUCUCCGACGACGAGAGCCGUGACAACCGCACACCUCGGCGCUACGACCCAACCGCCGAUGGUGACGACGAUAGCGACGCGACCGUCCUGUACGACCCCACCGCGGAGGACAGUCGCGACAUCCGGAGGAGACGCACCACACCGCCUCACCCCAGCACCCGCCGGACUCCGUCAUACAUGGGCGAAGUGGAAGCCGCCCUGAUCGAGUGCUUCGGGGAAAUACCGGAGGGCCUCUUCGAUUGGGGGGACACCGGCAACAACACAGCGUCAACCAUCUCGGCCGACGAGGACGAGGCCAGCCGGGAUGGCAGCCCGUCAGACGCCUCGCGACCAUCAUCCACCGGACCCGCCGAUGACGGGUCGGCAUCGACAAUCUCGGCCGACGAGGACGAGACUAGCCAGGACAGUGGCUGGUCCAACGCCCCGCGAUCGCCGCCCCCAUGCUGGACUCCACCCAGCACCACGCACGCUGGACCUUCGCCGCUACAAAGCUGGGCUCCAGCCACUACCAGUCGCAGCCGACCUCCUUCGCCCUCGUACGAGGAGAUAUUUGGCCCGGGUCUUUACGCCGGUCCUCACACCACCCGAUGCGCCGCGGUGACCCCCAGCCGCGACCCUCGACCACGCCUGCCCACAAUUGCGGAGCUGGCCGCACAGGAGGCGCGCCGGAGGGCGGAGGAUCUGAGCGAGGAGCUCGGCAUCCCGCAGAUGGCCCAGUCACCAGCCGACAACACACCAGCGGCCGACAAACCACGACCAGCCGACAAUCCACCACCAGCGACGCCACGCCGCCGAGCACGACGUCGGAGAGCGCCCUGGGCGGACAGUCCGUUGUAA
This is a messenger RNA of Drosophila kikkawai, 1710 nucleotides long. RefSeq lists its product as uncharacterized. The record is from RefSeq and is a predicted model, not a curated record. NCBI's taxonomy places the organism in Eukaryota, Metazoa, Arthropoda, Insecta, Diptera, Drosophilidae.